Molecule: messenger RNA, 746 nt
Organism: Vigna angularis (adzuki bean)
Lineage: Eukaryota; Viridiplantae; Streptophyta; Magnoliopsida; Fabales; Fabaceae
Product: pectinesterase inhibitor 4
Exons: 1
Coding region: 19-669 (216 amino acids)
Biological process (GO): negative regulation of catalytic activity
Molecular function (GO): enzyme inhibitor activity
Source: RefSeq, a predicted model, not a curated record
AGAGCUGAGAUCUAAACGAUGGCUUUCUUCCAAAUUCUAACCAUUGUUGCAUUCAUUCUUGUAGCCAAACCUAGCACGAGUUCAUCAGCUUGUGAAAAUUCUACCAUCUCCACCAACUUCAGCCAAACCAAGAUCAAUUAUAGAGAAACAAGCAAUCGAUCAAAAACUUCCACAGAAAGCUUCAAAAACUACAUCAAAACCUCUUGCAACUCAACCACAUAUCCAUCAAUAUGCUACAGCAGUUUAUCCCCAUAUGCUGCAAAAAUUGAAGCAGAUCCUACGAAGCUGUGCAGUGUGUCUCUCUCCCUGGCAUAUAAGGCAGCAAAAAGUGCAUCCACCACCAUAUCAAAGAUUCUGAAGAAAAACAACAUGACAGGGAUUGCCGAACAAGUGGUGCAAGAUUGCUUUGGCAAUGUGAAGGACUCCAUUGGUGAGCUCAAAGAUUCCCUUGAUUCCUUGGGCCAUUUGGAUGGUGCUGACAGAAAGUUUCAGAUCAACAACAUAAAGACAUGGGUGAGUGCUUCCAUCACCGAUGACCAAACUUGCUCAGAUGGCUUUGAUGAGAUGAAUGUGGAUUCAACUUUCACAGAAAAAAUCAGAAACCUUGUUUUGGAUGUGGCAAGGAAGACCAGCAAUGCUUUGUAUUUCAUCAACAACAAUUUGUACUGAUUAUUAGCAUUGCAAUAAGUUUCUUUUCUUUUCCUUUUUUACUUUGGUUGAAAAGGGUUUUCAAUUGUAUUUUGUUU